Molecule: messenger RNA, 862 nt
Organism: Impatiens glandulifera
Lineage: Eukaryota; Viridiplantae; Streptophyta; Magnoliopsida; Ericales; Balsaminaceae
Product: SUMO-conjugating enzyme SCE1
Exons: 5
Coding region: 141-623 (160 amino acids)
Biological process (GO): protein sumoylation
Cellular component (GO): nucleus
Molecular function (GO): SUMO conjugating enzyme activity
Source: RefSeq, a predicted model, not a curated record
AAGCGGAUGCUCCUCCUGUGGGGCUGCUGCCGAAACAAGAAGACUGCAUCCUCUCCUCUUCCUUUAAAGCUCCAUUCAGAGAAGAAGAUUACUCCAUCAAUCUAGAGAGAGAGAGAGAGAUAUAGACUAGAUACAAAACCAUGUCUGGAGGGAUUGCUCGCGGCCGUCUUACUGAGGAACGCAAAGCUUGGCGGAAGAAUCAUCCUCAUGGUUUCGUUGCUAAGCCAGAGACUCUACCUGAUGGCUCGGUUAAUCUAAUGGUUUGGCAGUGCACUAUUCCUGGAAAGACUGGGACCGACUGGGAAGGGGGUUUCUACCCACUUGCGCUUCACUUUAGCGAAGACUAUCCCAGCAAACCACCAAAAUGUAAAUUCCCCCAAGGAUUCUUCCACCCUAAUGUAUAUCCAUCAGGAACUGUCUGCCUAUCAAUCCUCAAUGAAGACAGUGGAUGGAGACCAGCUAUUACAGUUAAACAAAUCCUUGUGGGUAUUCAGGAUUUGUUGGACCAGCCGAAUCCUUCUGACCCUGCUCAGACUGAAGGGUACCAUCUAUUUAUUCAGGAUGCUACAGAGUACAAGAAGCGAGUCCGGCAGCAGUCCAAGCUUUACCCGUCCAUUAUUUAAUCUACUGAUUGUGAUAAAAAGAUGGUUUGUCCAUUAUCUCCUCAAUGUGUAAUCUUGAUGCUUGAACUGCAUUUGCUUCUUUUAAAGGCUUAAACUGACAGAGAUGCUAGCAAUAUUAGAAUUCUUCAACCAUCAAUACAAUCUUAUUGUCUAAUUGUGUAAUGCAGCAAGCUAGGGUUAUUUUUUUUUUCUGUUGUUUAAUUGGCUGGCAUAACAAAAAAAAUUAUGGUUUGUUACUA